Messenger RNA from Budorcas taxicolor (takin), 1485 nucleotides. Its product is annotated as cytochrome P450 2B4-like. Gene Ontology annotation, molecular function: oxidoreductase activity, acting on paired donors, with incorporation or reduction of molecular oxygen, reduced flavin or flavoprotein as one donor, and incorporation of one atom of oxygen; iron ion binding; heme binding. Gene Ontology annotation, cellular component: intracellular membrane-bounded organelle; cytoplasm. Gene Ontology annotation, biological process: xenobiotic metabolic process. The coding region runs from base 1 to 1485 and encodes 494 amino acids. The transcript is spliced from 9 exons. NCBI's taxonomy places the organism in Eukaryota, Metazoa, Chordata, Mammalia, Artiodactyla, Bovidae. The record is from RefSeq and is a predicted model, not a curated record.
AUGGAGCUCAGCGUGCUCCUUCUCUUUGCUCUGCUCACCGGACUCUUGAUCCUCCUGGCCAGAGGCCGCCCAAAGGCCCGUGGCCACCUCCCGCCUGGCCCCUAUCCUCUGCCCUUCCUGGGGAACCUACUGCAGAUGGACAGAAAAGGCCUGCUCAAAUCCUUCCUGAGGUUCCAACAGAAAUAUGGGGAUGUCUUCACGGUGUACCUGGGGCCAAGGCCAGUGGUUGUAAUAUGUGGGACAGAGGCCAUUCGGGAGGCCCUGGUGGACCAGGCCGAGGUCUUCUCUGGCCGAGCGAAGAUCGCUGUUGUUGACCCAGUUUUCCAAGAACACGGUGUUGUCUUUGCCAAUGGGGAACGUUGGAAGGCCCUUCGGCGAUUCUCUCUGGCCACCAUGAGGGACUUCGGGAUGGGAAAGCGGAGCGUGGAGGAGCGGAUUCAGGAGGAGGCUCAGUGUCUGGUGGAGGAGCUGCGGAAAUCCCAGGGCGCCCUCCAGGAUCCCCUCUUCUACUUCCACUCCAUCACCGCCAACAUCAUCUGCUCCAUUGUCUUCGGAAAACGCUUUGACUACAGAGAUCCUCAGUUCCUGAGGCUGCUGGAGUUGUUAUUCAAAUCUUUCGUGCUCAUCAGCUCCUUGCCCAGCCAGCUGUUCGAGCUCUACUCCAGCUUCUUGAAGUACUUUCCUGGCUCACACAGGCAAAUCUACAAAAACCUGCAGGAAGUCAACGUCUUCAUUGACCGCAGUGUGGAGAAGCACCGUGAGACCCUCGACCCCAGUGCCCCCCGGGAUUUCAUUGACUGCUACCUGCUCCGCAUGGAAAAAGACAAGUCCGACCCCCGCAGCCAGUUCGAUCAUCGGAACCUCAUCAUUUCUGUUCUGUCGCUGUUCUUUGCCGGCACGGAGACCACCAGCACCACGCUUCGCUAUGGGUUCCUGCUCAUGCUCAAAUACCCCCACAUUGCAGAGAGAGUCCACAAGGAGAUUGACCGGGUGAUUGGCUCAGAUCGCCCUCCAGCCCUGGAUGACAGAGCCCAAAUGCCAUACACGGAUGCAGUCAUCCAUGAGAUUCAGAGAUUUGCGGACCUUCUCCCCAUUGGUGUGCCCCACAUGGUCACUAAAGACACUCAUUUCCGAGGGUACAUCCUCCCCAAGGGCACAGAAGUCUAUCCCAUCCUGAGCUCUGCUCUCCACGACUCGCGUUACUUUGAGAAACCAGAUGACUUCAACCCUGACCGCUUUCUGGAUGCCAAUGGGGCAGUGAAGAAAAAUGAUGCUUUUAUGCCCUUCUCCAUAGGGAAGCGUAUCUGUCUUGGCGAAGGCAUCGCCCGCACCGAAUUAUUCGUCUUCUUCACCACCAUCCUCCAGAACUUCUCCGUGGCCAGCCCCGUGGCCCCUGAGGACAUUGACCUUACUCCCCAGGAGAGUGGGGUGGGCAACGUGCCCCCAAACUACCAGAUCCAGUUCCUGCCCCGUCAAAGGGGCUGA